GAGAAAAGCACAGAGGAGACAGCAGAAAUUAUACCGGAAAGGACAGAGGAGACUCUAGAGACAACAGUUGAAAUGGAGGAAAGGACAGAGGAGAGGACAGAGGAGAGCGCAGAAGGGACAGUAGAGUCAAAUGGAGGCACCAAAGAACAGGCUGAGGCUCAGGUGACAAUUCUGCACAGCAGUCUCCAAAAGAAGGACCAGAGAAUAAAACAACUAGAGGCACGCCUUGCAAGGCUGCAAAGGCUAAGACGCAGGAAAAGGAAGCCAGCUGGCAUGCCAAAAAAAUCCAAGUAAUGUCAAUGAAAGACAAACAAAAUAUGCCUUUAGAAUUAUCAAGACUUGAUUUAAGGGAAUGCAUAUUGCAUUUUAACACCACCUUGUUCUUUCGUAGUCCCCAUGAAAUUAUGGAGGAGAUGCUCCAGAGGUGUCCUGAGGGCUGCCGGAACUUCAUUAGGGCACAACUGUCAGAGGCAGGGAAAAAGGACAGAGGGAGAAGGUUCAACAGACACAUGAAGGAUCUAGGGCUGCAGCUGUUACACAGCAGCCCAAAGGCCUACCGACAAAUGAAGGCCAUAUUCUCGCUUCCUUCUGGAAGGACACUUCGGCGUUACGUUAGCGCACGUGUGGGAUAUUUCUCUGUAAAUACGAAUUUAUUAAAUAAGACUACUCAACUUCGACCAGUUUCACAAUUUUAAGAUUGAACAAAAUCUGAUUAUUAACCUUUUAUUUCCUGACAGCCUGGCUUCCUACAGGGAAUCAUCUCCCAAAUGGGAGUCAUCGCCGCCACCAUGACCCCUGUGGAGAGGAUGUGUACACUCGUCCUGGACGAGAUGUCAAUCAAAAAACAAUUUGAUUACGAUCGCAAGAACGAUGCCAUUUAUUGUGUAUCUGCAUCUGGGGCUGCAGCAAAACAAGCGAUGGUCGUCAUGGCUAGGGGCAUUAUGGGGAAAUGGAAGCAGGCAAGCCAUACCUUAGAAAAACAUUUGUUAUGAUAUUGCCGUGUAUAUUCAAACACAUUUACCUAAGGCAUUUCUUUCAACAGACGGUUGGUUACUUCUUUUCCCCAUCUUCAAUGCCAGCAGAUGAUAUUGCUACCGUCAUUAAGGAUGCCAUUCGCCACCUACAUCAUAUAGGGCUGACAGUGCAGGCAGUAAUAUGUGACCAGGGAAGCCCUAAUGUGAAGGCUGUGCGGAACCUUGGGGCUAGCCUGGACCCUCUGGGAGGUGAGGAAUCCCACUGUAUCCUGGUGGGGGUUCAGAGGGUUCCUGUGAUUUUUGAUGUCCCUCACCUUCUGAAAUCAAUCAGGAACAACCUGUUCAAACAUGCCCUACAGACACAAGGAAAAACGGUCCUUUGGAAGCACAUCAGCCAAUUCUAUGAACUGGACAAGCUCCACACUAUUCGCAUGGCCCCGAAGCUUACUGAUAAGCACAUUCUGCUGCCAGCAUUUUCCAAGAUGCGUGUCAGUUUGGCUGCACAGGUGUUCAGCCACACUGUCUCUGCUGGCAUUUCUGCGAUGGUAACAUUGCAGAGACUGCCAGCAGAGGCAAAAGAUACAGCUGACUGUGUAGCCAAAUUAAAUCACCUUUUUGAUGUGCUAAAUUCCAGGUAAUUAUGUAAAAAAAAAAUAGCACCUUAACUUUACAAACAUACAACUU
Molecule: messenger RNA, 1658 nt
Organism: Gadus chalcogrammus (walleye pollock)
Lineage: Eukaryota; Metazoa; Chordata; Actinopteri; Gadiformes; Gadidae
Exons: 5
Coding region: 950-1612 (220 amino acids)
Source: RefSeq, a predicted model, not a curated record